AUGAAAGUCAUACUUACAGGCUCUACCGGAUUCGUCGGUCGCGAAAUACUCAACCAGUGUCUGGCACAUCCUGCUAUAACCUCAGUCGUGGCACUGAGUCGACGUGAGCUGCCACAGCACGACAAGCUCAAAGUUGCGGUGAUCGAGGAUUUCCUCUCUUACCCAGAAUCCGUUCGCAAAGAUAUCACAGGUGCAGAAGCAUGUAUUUGGACAAUCGGUUUAAUACCCAGUAAGGUUCCCAAACCCGACGACGGGACCGCAAAGCGCGUCAGUAUUGAGUACACGUUAGCAGCAGCUCGAGUAUUCCAAGAAGUAUGUCAGAAGCCCUUCCGCUUCGUAUAUGUGAGUGGCGCGGGCACGGAACGGGAUCAGAGCAAGUCGCUGUGGGUCAUGCAGGACUAUCGGCGCAUUCGGGGACAAGUUGAGACUGAACUCCUGGAUUUCGCUGGGGCUCAUGGGGAUUUCAAGCCGUAUAUUAUGCGGCCUGCCAUGAUUAUAUCGCGGGAGAUGAGUCUGCGCAGUUUGAUUUUUGGGCUAGGGCCAUCAGUCAAAGUCGAUGUCCUAGCUGAAUAUAUGAUUGAGUUGGCGCUAAAGGGCGGGGAUAAGGCGAUUUGGGAGAAUGCUGAUAUGAAAUAG
Penicillium longicatenatum is the source of this 636-nucleotide messenger RNA. Its product is annotated as putative nucleoside-diphosphate-sugar epimerase. The coding region runs from base 1 to 636 and encodes 211 amino acids. The transcript has 3 exons. The record is from RefSeq and is a predicted model, not a curated record. Lineage: Eukaryota; Fungi; Ascomycota; Eurotiomycetes; Eurotiales; Aspergillaceae.